UGUAUUACUGCCAGGGAGUUGAUGCUUGCGCUACUCAACGUGAAUGUUACCAACAAGAUAUGGGCACCCUUUUAAAGCAUAAGAACCAGUACCAGACCUUUAACAGGGCCCUAGCCCAACCCAAGUCUAAAUGGCAAAGCCUUGGUGCUAUCUUGAAGCAUUCUUGGCGCUCUAGAAUAGAAUCAAGGUGUCACAGCCAAUCAGCUAGCCAGCAUUGUACUCGUCUACCGUGGUGGCACCCACAGCAUAGUCCCCUUGCUCCCACUCCCAGGAUUGCUGCUCACAGUUAUCGCGCAACAAGUCUCCCUGCAGGGACUGAGCAUCAUGUGGUGGAUCUGCGCAGUGACACAGUGACCCGGCCCAGCCCUGAAAUGAGGCAAGCGAUGGCUCAGGCAGAGGUGGGAGAUGAUGACUACGGGGAGGACCCCACAGUCAAUGAGCUGCAGAAUGUCACUGCUGACCUCCUGGGAAAGGAAGAGGCGUUAUUUGUACCCACUGCCACCAUGGCUAACCUCAUUGCCGUCAUGUGCCACUGUCGCAGACGAGGGGCGCAGCUUCUACUUGGGAGACAGGCCCACAUCCAUGUUUUUGAGCAUGGAGGGGUUGCACAGGUGGCUGGAGUCCAUUCAGAGAUAUUGCAGGACCUGCCAGAUGGGACCAUCAAUCUUGAUGAACUGGAACAUAAGAUCCAGCAGAGUUACGGAAGUCAGUACCACCCCCGGCCUGAGCUUAUCUGCCUUGAGAAUACCCACUGCUCGGCAGGGGGACGGGUCCUUCCCCUUCAGUACUUGCAAGAGAUGCGUCAGCUCGCCCACCGGUAUGGACUGAAGAUACAUCUGGAUGGGGCCCGUGUACUUAAUGCUGCAGUGGCCCUGAGAGUUCCGCCGAGUCACAUCACUCAGCACUGUGAUUCGGUUUCCCUGUGUGUCUCUAAGGGUGUGGGCGCACCGGCUGGGGCCCUGCUAGCUGGACAGAGAGAAUUCAUCGCUGAGGCUUGGCGUAUGCGGAAGCUUCUUGGAGGUGGGAUGCGCCAAGCCGGGGUUCUGGCAGCAGCUGCCCUUGUUGGAUUGAGACACAUGGAGGAAACACUGCAGAAGGAUCACAACAAUGCCAGGAGCUUUGCUGAAGGAGUGUGCAGCCUCGGGUCUUCUCUCUGCUCCGUAAACCUGGCCUCUGUGGAGACCAAUAUCGUCAUGAUGACAACAUCGGCGUCGAGGCUGGCUCCUGCCAAGCUGUGUGAGCUCAUGGAGGCCGUGAGCGAAGAGGAAGUCGCUACCACGGGCCAAGCCAUCAGUGUGCGGCUCUUCCCAUGGGGUGAGCAUUUGCUGCGUGCCGUCUGGCACUGCGAUGUCUCUGCUCACGACACGCAGCUGGCUGGAAGCAAGUUGCGCUUUGUGCUGGACAAGUGGGAGCAGGAGCAUGUACAUGUAUACUGAAGCCAGGUGUAAACUGGAGUUUCUGAAACUCAGCCUGUAAGCCUGUGACUGGUCAGCGCUGGCCUGGCUAGAGG
This is a messenger RNA of Heteronotia binoei (common prickly gecko), 1510 nucleotides long. RefSeq lists its product as uncharacterized. Gene Ontology annotation, biological process: glycine biosynthetic process; L-threonine catabolic process. The coding region runs from base 60 to 1436 and encodes 458 amino acids. Gene Ontology annotation, cellular component: cytosol. Lineage: Eukaryota; Metazoa; Chordata; Lepidosauria; Squamata; Gekkonidae. Gene Ontology annotation, molecular function: L-allo-threonine aldolase activity. The record is from RefSeq and is a predicted model, not a curated record. The transcript has 7 exons.